UUGAGACCAUCAGGAAUACACACCUUUAACGUGUAAGAGGAGAGGACCAAAUAGGAGAAUUGCACAGAUUUUUCAAGCUUUUAACCAGUCUUCCAGGAAACAAAAGCUUCACCUCUACACCACAGCAGGAGCGCAGAAGGGAAAGGCGAGCGAGAGGAGGGAGAGAGAGAGAGAGAGAGAGAGAGAGAGAGAGAGAGAGCAGCACUAGGAAAAAUGCUGUGCCAGAUUGAUCCUACUGAACGCGUAGGCAAGGAAAUACUGUCGUUUUCUGUUUCAAACAUGAUCUAGAGGGAGGUCUGAACAUCCUCCAUGCUUCUCGGGUACGGAUGCCCUUCUGUAUCUCCCCAUUUUUGUGAGCCGGUGCGGUACGUUUGGGGGCCGUGUAAUGUCUGAUUGAGUGUAUCAAUGCUGCUGCUGAGUGGAUCUCUGUGGUCGUGGAAAAAAACUAGGCCUUGUUUGCCUGCUGUUCUCCACACAGGGAACGCCGAGCACGGCUGAGUGCCUCAGCCUGUUGGGACCGUGAAGAGAGAGAGAGAGAGAGAGAGGGAGAAGCUCACCAUCUGCAUGCCCGUCGGAAGCAGCAUGCUUAAUAGAGACAUCCAUUACCAAAGGCCGUGCACAGGCAGGCAGGGGCUAUAAUGCCAGGAUGGUAGCCUAGUAAAUUCAUUUCCAACCCUUUAAAUUGUCUGGACUAAAAAGCACUGUUUUUUUUCUCUCGAUACUUUCACAAUUUACUUGAAUGUUGCUGUAAUACUUCCUGUCUCGUUUAUCACAGUCUUCCUUUAUUUGCUCGCCAGUUGCUUUCUUCCACUUGACAUUCUGAAAAUUUGCCAAAACCUGUUUCAUGCAUGUCCACUGGAGGCAGGUUUGACUUUGAUGAUGGGGGGUCGUACUGUGGAGGGUGGGAGCAGGGCAAGGCGCAUGGCCGAGGGGUGUGCACGGGGCCCCAGGGCCAGGGCGAGUACGCAGGGGCCUGGAGCCAUGGCUUUGAAGUUCUUGGAAUUUACAUUUGGCCCAGUGGGAACAGUUACAGGGGAACCUGGGCGCAGGGCAAAAGGCAUGGCAUUGGUGUUGAGAGCAAAGGGAGGUGGGAGUACAGGGGUGAAUGGACACAAGGGUUUAAGGGCAGGUAUGGGAAAUUGGAAAGCACGAGCAGCGGCUCCUGUUAUGAGGGCACCUGGAGUAAUGGCUUACAGGAUGGAUAUGGCUCUGAGACCUAUUCAGAUGGAGGUACAUACCAAGGCCAGUGGUUGAGUGGUAUGCGUCAUGGCUAUGGUGUCCGACAGAGCGUGCCUUAUGGCAUGGCAGCCAUCAUCGUCUCCCCCAUGUGCACAUCCAUAAACUCGCUUCGCUCCGAUCACAGCGAAGGGGCCCCCACACCAGAAGAUGGCUCUGGUGUCAGCGGGGUCUCCGGGAGUCCGGUGGGGCGCAGCGGCUUUGUACUUUGUGUCCAAAGUGAAUCAGACAGGCACAGGAAGAGGAAGGGGCGCUUCAGACAGUCCAUACUGAGUGGUCUGAAGUUACGUAGGUCUGAAUCCAAGAGCUCUCUGGCCAGCCAGUUAAGCAAGCAGAGUUCCUUCUGCAGCGAGGCAGGUAUGAGCACCGUCAGCUCUGCCACGUCAGACAUCAACUCCAAUGUCAGUUUAGGUGAAGUCGAGGCAGGAGGCAGCGUGGAUGCCACCGUAACAGAAACAUAUGCUGGCGAAUGGAGGAAUGACAUGCGAUCCGGGUGGGGUGUUAGUCACCGCUCAGACGGGCUUCGCUAUGAAGGUGAGUGGUUUGGAAACAAACGGCACGGCUAUGGCUGCUCCACCUUUCCCGAUGGAACCAAGGAGGAGGGAAAGUACAAGCAAAAUGCUCUGGUGAGUGGCAAGCGGAAAAACCUAAUACCACUCCGUACCAGCAAAAUCCGUGAAAAGGUGGAUCGUGCUGUGGAGGCUGCUGGGAAAGCUGCAGACAUUGCCAGGCAGAAGGCUGAGAUUGCAUUGUCCAGGAUGAGCCAUGCUAGAGGAAAGGCAGAGGCUGCGGAGGGAGUCGCACAAAGAGCCCUGGAGGAGUGUCGUCUGGCCAGGACCUUUGCUAAAGAACUCUCCCCCUCUUUCCAUCACUAUGGGAAUGGACUGGAUUGCCAGAGACCAAAGCAUCAGGACCGGAAAGAAAAAGACGUGGAGGUGACCUCCACUGGCACAGACAGUCCUGAGCUCUGCACACCAGACACAACACCCCCAGCCCAGACGCCCGACCUGAGCCCAGUUCUGAGCAACCCCUCUUUGCUCCCUUGCAGUCCGCCUACUCAUCGCACCAGAAAUGCUUGCUUCAUGCGCCAGAGGGCUGUGGACGAACAAGGAGGCGCUGAGAUCCAGGUUCUCGUAGAAGGUAGAGGCACGGACAGCCUGAGAGGUGGAGCAAACAGCUGGACCGCUGACAUGUAUCCUCACAGAAGGGGCAGCAAAGGAGAGAGCAGUCGCUCCACAACUCCAUCCCUACUGGAAGAGGAGAUCGGUCACAUUAAUGGGCAUGAGCAAAACUCCUCAACGCAUCAUCCAUGGGAGAAUGGUUCCUCGAAUCACAAGCCCCUUGAGCAUAUGGCCCCUGAGAAAGUGUGGGAUCAAAUCUCCUCCAAUCAAAAGCCCCGGAAGCAUGUUUCCUUAAAUCAAAAAUCCAGGGAACAAAUAAUUUCCAGGGAAAGAGACUGGGAGCAUACACCACCCAAUCAGAACUCAACUGUUGAGUGUGACUCUUCCAAGUACAAACAACAGGUGCACAUAUAUUCCAACCACAAGGGUCAUAAUUUAUCCAAUCAAAAGACCAAUGAGCAUGCUUCCACCAAUCACAAACCAAAGGACUUUAUUUCUACAAACGAAAAAACUCAUGUUUCCUACCAUUAUAACCCCCAAGAGCAUGUUUCCUCCUAUCACAAACAACACGAGCAUGUCCACUCCAACCACAAGCCAAGAAAGUCCUUCACCAAUCACAAGAUCGGUGAGCCUAGCUUAAAUGCCUUCCAGCCGUCGGGCCGUGGAGCCAGCAACUCCACCCUGGGAUGGACUGUUGAAAACAAUUCCCAGUGGAUCUCAUCCCAUUCUCAUGUGCAGGAAAAAGAAGGCGAAAAUGAUUAUCGGGUUGAAAUGAAGUUCCAGCCCCUAGACUCCAUUUCUCAACAGAACGUUGGCUCUGGCAUGAAAUGCUCGAGUCUCCAAGGGCACAAUUUGCAGAGACUACGUCAGCGAAACCACGAAGGGAAAAAAUGGGGUCUUGCAGCCAGGGAGGGGUCCAUGGACUCUGUGCAGAUGCUCGACACCUUGAAUGUCGGGGUAGACGUGGAGGAAUGGCCUUUGCACAGGGAAAUCACUCUUUCACCCCCUUUAGCAUCCUCUCCAGAAACCCUGGACCAAGAUAUAGAGCAUCUGAACCUGAUGAAGACAAACUCAGGCUCAAGCUCUGUCCUGGUGGUCAUGGUGAUUUUACUCAACAUUGGUGUAGCCAUUUUGUUCAUUCAUUUCUUUAUUUAAACACAUGGCCUAUAGAAUGUCAAUAACAGCAUUGUCAUCAAGAUUAAGAUAUGCACAGGAUGCACACUUAGCACCACCUCUUACUAUAAGGAACCCAAAAACGACAGUAGUAAAUAGCUGUGUAAGUUGGGGCAAGCCCAUGUAAACUUCCUUUAUGGUUCGAUUUAUUAUAUAAUUCCAUCAUAAUCCAUUAGUUAACUUUGCUCAUUUAUUUUCCUUGAUUCACAAUAAAAAUAAAAAAAAUAAAUAAAAAAAA
This is a messenger RNA of Xyrauchen texanus (razorback sucker), 3768 nucleotides long. RefSeq names its product junctophilin-3-like. The transcript has 5 exons. Gene Ontology annotation, cellular component: junctional membrane complex; plasma membrane; endoplasmic reticulum membrane. The record is from RefSeq and is a predicted model, not a curated record. Bases 849 to 3512 code for a protein of 887 amino acids. Gene Ontology annotation, biological process: regulation of synaptic plasticity. NCBI's taxonomy places the organism in Eukaryota, Metazoa, Chordata, Actinopteri, Cypriniformes, Catostomidae.